CCGUCUCUGUCGCGGAUGUUUCUUAAUUCUCGUCCGUGUAUUUCCUUUGGGGUUGGUUGGUUGGUUGGUUGGUUGCUUGGAGCUCUUGGGAAUUGUGGCGGGAAGAUUCAGUCAGAUCUUGUUGGUUUUGUAGAUGGUGUCGUGCGUUUGGUGGGCGUUGACAUCGUGCUUGAAAGCUGUGCACUGACGCAAAUCUACUAACCUACUGGUGAAUAGAUCCAGUAGCUCAAGAUGGUGGAACAGCUUAGCGAGGACCAGAUUGCCGAGUUCAAGGAAGCUUUCAGUCUGUUCGAUAAGGAUGGCGACGGUUCCAUCACCACCAAGGAGCUCGGCACUGUCAUGAGGUCUUUGGGACAGAAUCCUACAGAAGCCGAGCUUCAGGAUAUGAUUAGUGAAGUCGAUGCCGACGGGAACGGUACAAUUGAUUUUGCUGAGUUCCUCAACCUUAUGGCUCGUAAGAUGAAAGACUCGGACUCUGAGGAAGAGUUGAAAGAGGCCUUCCGUGUGUUCGACAAGGACCAGAAUGGUUUUAUUUCAGCAGCUGAGCUCAGGCAUGUGAUGACAAACCUAGGGGAGAAGCUUACGGACGAUGAAGUUGACGAGAUGAUCCGUGAGGCUGAUGUGGAUGGAGAUGGUCAGAUCAACUAUGAGGAGUUCGUGAAGAUGAUGAUGGCCAAGUAAAUUGAUGGCUCCAGCAUCCCCCUACUUGUGCCUCGGGUAGAAUAGUAAUUGCUUGUGCUUUUCCUGCUAGACCGUUGGUAAGCUUGUAAUUGGACGAAGCUUUCCACAGCCAGCUUCCGUUCAAGGAUCCUGCUCCUUGCUUGGGAUGGAUCACAGUGAAGAAAAGGAGCAUCCUGACAUCCUCUUUGAUGGCAGGAUUCCUACAUAUUGUUGACAAAGCUCUGAUCCUGCCACGCUUAUCGCACUGGGAAUGUGUGGUAGAUGAGUACUGAAGACUGGAUUUGGGUGUGUGGGUUUGUUUUGAGGAGGUUUGCCUCGUCGGAUACAAGCUUCAAACCGUCAGCUGCAGUGCAAAGCCCUUGUCAUCACUUUUUCAUAUGUGGGUUUUUGGCAGCCAUGCCUUCGUCUACCUUUAGUUUGACUCUGUGAUCAUACAAACUACUUUAUAAACUGGGAGCUACGUUUUUCUGUUCUUACA
Molecule: messenger RNA, 1159 nt
Organism: Physcomitrium patens
Lineage: Eukaryota; Viridiplantae; Streptophyta; Bryopsida; Funariales; Funariaceae
Source: RefSeq, a predicted model, not a curated record